This is a messenger RNA of Dracunculus medinensis (Guinea worm), 3447 nucleotides long. The record is from the annotation of a GenBank genome assembly. Lineage: Eukaryota; Metazoa; Nematoda; Chromadorea; Rhabditida; Dracunculidae.
AUGAAAACACGUGAAGAAACAAUUUCUCGUGAAUCUUUUCGAUAUGAAUUAAUUGACGACGGAAAUUGGGUAAAUAUAGUUCGUGAACAACUUGAUUCUAUGCACUCACCAAUUUCACAGAAAGAUGCAAUGACAUCGUAUGCCACAAGUAAAAAUAGUAUUUUGAAUAUCUAUUUUUAUUAUACGGAUAUAUUCUAUAAUUACAGGCCUCCUUCAGUAAACGUGGUUAACUUUGCAGAUCGGGAAAAAAUCUACCAUAAUAAUGUGAGGACUGUUGAAGAAACGCAUCUACUUAAAAGUACGGGUUCAGUGAGCGAAAAUUUUUCUGAAGAACAUUGGUCAUCUGAAAUUAAAUCAUAUAUUGCUGCGGAACCACCGAAAUUUGUCCAGGCACUGAAAGCAUUUCGAGUGCUUACAACAGAUAUGUUAACUCUUGUCGUAGAAGUGAAAAGUGAUCCACCUGCAAUAUUCGAAUGGUUUUGCAACGACCGACCGGUGCAACAAGAUUGGCGUAGAUUCAAAACUCGUCAUGGCAUAAAUAUAACCACUCUCACAGUCGAGGGUCCUGAGCAGGGUGUUUAUAAAUGUAUAGCUAGGAAUCCAGCUGGUGUUUCUACAACUUACUGUUUUAUUACUGUUAAUGGUAAGCUAGUUCUGCAGCCUUCUAAUGAUUUGUUAAUGGAGGCAUAUUACAUGGAUUUAAUAGCUUUUAUUUUGCUUCAAGUGGUUCGGCCAAAAAAUUUUCAUUUUUCAGUAAAUUUCAGUAACUUUUCGAUUUCAGAAGUAAAGAAGCCAGCGCUAAAUUUGGAUAGCGCUCCGAAAUUCAUUAAUCAAAUCCCAAACCUUACAUUGAAACCUGGAGCUGAAGCAAUAAUUGACGUUGAAGUUGAAGCAUGGCCUCCACCAUUAUUCAAAUGGUACGUCAAUGGAACAGAAUACAAAGACAAUACAGAACUGAUCGAAAUAUACUGUCUCACUCCAAACAGGUGCAUUGCUCGUUUUCCAAUCCCACAAACUGGAGAAUAUCGUGUUAUUGCAGAGAACAGAGUUGGAAAAGAUCAAAGUAUCGGAUAUAUCGAUAUCAAAAAAGAGAUUUCUUCAAGUCAAAUGCAACGGCCGCCGUUACCAGGAAACCAAACAACUCGCCGUAUAAUUACUGCUGCUCAUAAUAGUGAUAACGAAACAAAUGCGGAUCGAUCUUCAUCAGUUACAAAAAUACUUGAUAUGUACGAAGAAAGUACUUAUUAUCAAAGAUCGACAAGUUUACCACGUUCGAUGAGAAGCGAACAGAUCGAAAUUGCAACGAGUAACGAGAUGUUGCGUUCUGAAGAACCGCGAUUGCAUCGUAUUUCUUCGAUGAAAGAACUUCAAACAUUUGGAAGCGAAAGUAGAGAAUUAAUUCAAAUAUAUAGUAAAAAAGAAGAUAUGGCACGCUACCUACCACAGCCUCCAGUUUUCACCAAUAAAUUACCAGAAGUGAUCACAAUACAAUCAGACGAAGAACUACUGUUAAGUGCAUCUGUUAAAGCACUGCCACAAGCUGAAGUAAAAUGGAACCUAAAUGGCUUUGAAAUUAGAUCUUCAAGAGGUAUUACGCUUCUAAAUGAGAAGAACCAUUCAACACUGAUCAUUCAACAACCAGUGAAAGAUGGAUUGUAUGCGGUGACAGCAUCAAAUGACCUGGGAAUGAGCACUAUGGCUACUCGAGUUUAUAUUAUAAAAGAAUAUUCGAAGGACAAUAAUAUAAUGGAUGAGAACAAAAGUUUGCAAAAUCAACGGACAACGCCACCGGAAAUAAUACAAAAUUCAGUCACUGUAACUACUUCACACGAUGAUUGGGAAAUAGUGGAUGAAAUUAUUUCAAACAAGUCUUCAACCGAAUCAUUUGAAACAAUCAAGGCAGUAGAUUUGAACAAAAUUGAAGAUAUGCGUUUACAUGAUGAAACGCCAAAGCCAGCAUACAAACCUGGUUCUGGAAUACUUAAGAAAAAUGCCGACAUUUCCAUUUCUGACUUUAUUCCUUGCCCUUACAGCGCUUCACAAGCAAAAAUAUAUGAAGGAUCCAAAAAGUUUUCAGUACCAAUUACGAAAUCGAUCGAGCCUUUUCCUAAGCGACCAUUUAUUGUUAGACAACUCGAACCAGAUAUAUUCGUUAAAAAAGGUGAGAAACUUAUUCUUGAAUCAGUGGUUGAUUCUUAUCCGGUAUCACGGUUUCAGUGGUAUCAUAAUAAUUUCGAAAUUAAGCCAUCACCAAAUGUUUAUAUUGAUGAUACUGUUACAAAUCGAAGUGAAGCAACAUUCUAUAUGCCUACGAGUGGAAUCUAUAAAGUAAUAGCUAGUAAUCAGCAUGGUUCAUGUUCAAAUACAACUCGUGUCACCACAGAAAUCAUUGAGGAAAUAAUUGAAGAAACAGGGACUUAUAGCGUCCAGGCAACAAAAACGACGCCAUUCUAUAAAUUAAUUAAAAAGCCGAUGGUAAAAAUGCGAAACGAUUUGCCAAUGCCUCCGAAAAUCAUUCGCAAAUUAUUGCCAGUAACGCGAAUCGAGCAAAAUGGGUCUCUAACUUUAGAGAUUAGCGUUGAAGCUAUUCCUGAGGCAUCUAUAACAUGGCGUUUAAAUAAUUUCGAGAUACGACCGAGUGCGUCAACUAGUAUAGAAAGAAUAUCUGAAAAUGUGUCUAGAAUUACUUUUCUUGAAGCAAUUGAUGGACGUGUUGAAGCCAUUGCAAAAAAUUACCUUGGCCAAGAUUCUACUUCAACGAAGAUUUUAAUUGAGUAUCCGAAAGAUAUGAAUAAAGUCGCACAAUCAUAUCCACUCACUUUUAUUGUGCCUCUAGCUGCUGAAUUAUUGAUCUCAGAUACCACAAAGGAAACUAAACUUAUGGUAACAGUUCGUGCACAACGACCCGUAACAUUCCAGUGGUUUGCCAAUGGGGAAUCAUUAAACCACAGUACUGAUCACCAAUUCGUCAACGAUGAUUAUUCAAGCAUUUUGAUAAUAAAACCGAAUCUUUUGAUUAAACAAGCUUUUUAUGCAGUUGAGGCAUCCAAUGAUCAAGGAUCUAUUUGGUGCGAAUCCCUGAUAAAGCCGCACCUUCCUAUCCCAUCGAAAACUAUCAAAUCGGAAGUAUCUACGAGUGUUUGGCAAAAAGCACCAUAUUUCACGCAGAUUUUAACGUCUUUAGAAAUUGAAGAAGGUCAAAUGUUCACAGCUAACGUUGCCAUUAAGGAUGGUUGCAGUCCUUGCGAGUUUUUCUGGUCAUUGAAUGGCAGAGAUGUUCGAACAUUUCCAGGAAUACUUAUCGACUCGACUUCAUAUGAAUCAAGUUUGACAAUUAAUAGCAUUUCGUGGAAAAUGGAUGGCAAACUAUCUGUAACGGCAAAGAACAAAUAUGGUAGUGCAGUAUCGUCCGGGAAAAUAACUCUACGUGAAAGUAAAUAUCGUUGA